AUGCGUAUACAUAAAUUGCCUCGAGACAUUGCAUGUGUUGGUCGAUUCCACGGCGUCCAGGCCAUCAAGGAGUUCGUCGACUGGGCCCUUGGGAGCGUGGUCUCAGGUGAUACCACGGCAAAGGCCGUAGAGUUCACACCGACUGGCUUGAAAGUCGCCACAGAAGGUACUCGUACAUUCAAGAACGGCGAAUCAAAAGCUUUCAAUUCAUUCGUUACCACCAUAACCAAGGCACCUAUUUCUUUCUCGCUCCAAGGCUUGUAG
Coprinopsis cinerea okayama7#130 is the source of this 264-nucleotide messenger RNA. RefSeq lists its product as hypothetical. NCBI's taxonomy places the organism in Eukaryota, Fungi, Basidiomycota, Agaricomycetes, Agaricales, Psathyrellaceae. The record is from RefSeq and is a predicted model, not a curated record. The coding region runs from base 1 to 264 and encodes 87 amino acids. The transcript is spliced from 3 exons.